Messenger RNA from Etheostoma cragini (Arkansas darter), 532 nucleotides. RefSeq names its product prefoldin subunit 1 (gene pfdn1). The transcript is spliced from 4 exons. The coding region runs from base 36 to 404 and encodes 122 amino acids. Gene Ontology annotation, biological process: protein folding. Gene Ontology annotation, cellular component: cytoplasm; prefoldin complex. NCBI's taxonomy places the organism in Eukaryota, Metazoa, Chordata, Actinopteri, Perciformes, Percidae. The record is from RefSeq and is a predicted model, not a curated record. Gene Ontology annotation, molecular function: protein folding chaperone.
AUGCGCAGUGUGUUUCUGCUUCUGUUGUGGAGAAGAUGGCAGCGCCUAUAGACCUGGAGCUGAAGAAGGCGUUCUCGGAGCUGCAGGUGAAGAUGAUCGAUACGCAGCAGAAGGUGAAGCUUGCCGACCUGCAGAUUGAUCAGCUGACCCGCGUCCAGAAACAUGCUAAGCUAACGCACGCGGAGGUCACCGUGCUGGCGGACAACACGCGGCUCUACGAGGGCGUCGGACGCAUGUUUAUUCUUCAGUCGAAGGAAGACAUCAAUAAUCAGCUGAUGGACAAACAGAAAACAGCUGAGGAGAAAAUCAAAGAGCUCGAGCAGAAGAAGGUGUACCUUGAACGCAGCGUAAAAGAAGCUGAAGACAACAUCCGAGAGAUGCUGCUGUCCCGGAGAGCUCACUGAUCAAUAACCAAUAAUAAAUCCUCUGGAUUGAGCUUUAGUAUUGAGCAGUUAGGGGAGAUGUGCUGAGUCAGGAUUAUGAAAGUUGUGCUGAGUCAUGUUGUUGUUCUUAAUAAACUGUUGGACCUUCA